Anopheles funestus (African malaria mosquito) is the source of this 4169-nucleotide messenger RNA. RefSeq lists its product as uncharacterized. NCBI's taxonomy places the organism in Eukaryota, Metazoa, Arthropoda, Insecta, Diptera, Culicidae. Gene Ontology annotation, cellular component: extracellular region. The coding region runs from base 167 to 4024 and encodes 1285 amino acids. The record is from RefSeq and is a predicted model, not a curated record. Gene Ontology annotation, molecular function: chitin binding. The transcript is spliced from 2 exons.
CGCCACAUCGGGCAAAUUCAACCAGACCGGGAACGUUCUUUGAAGAGUACAAAUCAUACAAUCGGGAAAAUACACCAAGGGAUAAGUGAUAAAAAGUGUAUUUUGGCAAUAAUUAUUCAAACAGUGUUGUGAAGUGAAAAGAAAAUAAAACAAAAUUCCGACAAAAAUGAAUACUCAACGAUCAUUCCUGGUGCUAGUGUUAAGCAUUGCAUUCUAUUUGAAUGCACAUGCCACUUUUACUUGCCCUAAGUAUGUUGGGGAUAGUUCCAGACAGUUGUCUUCACUGUACGCAAUGCCGCACAGCUCAACGGGUUAUGUGACCUGUGUCGGAAGGAUAAAAAUCGAAGCACAUUGUCCAGAUGGUGCAGUGUGGACUGAUAGUGCGAAGACGUGUGUCCGACAACAAUCUUCCAAUGGUGUUAUAGAACGAUCGCGAAGAAACACCGCUAUAGAUACGGUGACCACUUGUGCUACGGUUUGUCCGCAAGUUUUCGAUCCACGUAAGCUUGUUUUAGUAGAACAUGCUGCUUGUACCAAAUAUAACCUGUGCGUGCUUGGACUGUUGUUGACCGUAUCGUGUCCGAAUAAUUUGCGAUUUAAUAAGGAGCUGUGUGAGUGCGAUUUUAAGGAAAAUGUAUACUGUCCUGGCGAAGAUCCGGCAACAACAACAAUCAAUUAUGAAUCCACGACAACGGAAGUAAAUACAGAAACUACGAAGGAGUCUACCACUGAAGUCACAGCUUCCGAAACGACAACGGAAGAAUCAACUACUGAAGUAACAGCUUCCGAGACGACAACGGAAGAUUCCACAACCGAAGAAUCAACUACUGAAGUCACAGCUUCCGAGACGACAACGGAAGAUUCCACAACAGAAGAAUCAACUACUGAAGUAACAGCUUCCGAAAAGACAACAGAAGAGUCCACAACAGAAGAAUCCACCACUGAAGUCACAGCUUCCGCGACGACAACGGAAGAUUCCACAACAGAAGAAUCCACAACUGAAGUAACAGCUUCCGAGACGACAACCGAAGAUUCCACAACAGAAGAAUCCACAACUGAAGUAACAGCUUCCGAAACGACAACGGAAGAUUCCACAACCGAAGAGUCUGCUACUGAAGUCACAGCUUCCGAGACGACAACGGAAGAGCCCACAACCGAAGAGUCUACUACUGAAGUCACAGCUUCCGAGACGACAACGGAAGAGUCCACAACCGAAGAGUCUACUACUGAAGUCACAGCUUCCGAGACGACAACGGAAGAGUCCACAACAGAAGAAUCCACAACUGAAGUAACAGAAGAAUCCACAACUGAAGUCACAGCUUCCGAGACGACAACGGAAGAGUCCACAACCGAAGAGUCUACUACUGAAGUCACAGCUUCCGAAACGACAACGGAAGAUUCCACAACAGAAGAAUCCACUACUGAAGUAACAGCUUCCGAGACGACAACGGAAGAGUCCACAACCGAAGAGUCUACUACUGAAGUCACAGCUUCCGAGACGACAACGGAAGAGUCCACAACAGAAGAAUCCACAACUGAAGUAACAGCUUCCGAAACGACAACGGAAGAGUCCACAACAGAAGAAUCCACAACUGAAGUCACAGCUUCCGAGACGACAACCGAAGAUUCCACAACAGAAGAAUCAACUACUGAAGUCACAGCUUCCGAAACGACAACGGAAGAUUCCACAACAGAAGAAUCCACAACUGAAGUCACAGCUUCCGAGACGACAACCGAAGAUUCCACAACCGAAGAAUCAACUACUGAAGUCACAGCUUCCGAGACGACAACGGAAGAUUCCACAACCGAAGAGUCUACUACUGAAGUCAUAGCUUCCGAGACGACAACCGAAGAGUCCACAACAGAAGAAUCCACAACUGAAGUAACAGCUUCCGAGACGACAACGGAAGAGUCUACAACAGAAGAAUCCACAACUGAAGUAACAGCUUCCGAGACGACAACCGAAGAUUCCACAACGGAAGAAUCAACUACUGAAGUCACAGCUUCCGAGACUACAACGGAAGAGUCCACAACAGAAGAGUCUACUACUGAAGUAACAGCUUCCGAAACGACAACGGAAGAGUCCACAACAGAAGAAUCCACAACUGAAGUAACAGCUUCCGAGACGACAACGGAAGAGUCCACAACAGAAGAAUCCACAACUGAAGUAACAGCUUCCGAGACGACAACGGAAGAUUCCACAACAGAAGAAUCCACAAUUGAAGUAACAGCUUCCGAGACGACAACGGAAGAGUCCACAACCGAAGAAUCUACUACUGAAGUCACAGCUUCCGAGACGACAACGGAAGAUUCCACAACAGAAGAAUCCACAACUGAAGUAACAGCUUCCGAGACGACAACGGAAGAUUCCACAACAGAAGAAUCCACAACUGAAGUCACAGCUUCCGAAACGACAACGGAAGAGUCCACAACCGAAGAGUCUACUACUGAAGUCACAGCUUCCGAGACGACAACGGAAGAGUCCACAACAGAAGAGUCUACUACUGAAGUAACAGCUUCCGAGACGACAACGGAAGAGUCCACAACAGAAGAAUCCACAACUGAAGUAACAGCUUCCGAGACGACAACGGAAGAGUCCACAACAGAAGAAUCCACAACUGAAGUAACAGCUUCCGAGACGACAACGGAAGAGUCCACAACCGAAGAGUCUACUACUGAAGUCACAGCUUCCGAGACGACAACGGAAGAGUCCACAACCGAAGAGUCUACUACUGAAGUCACAGCUUCCGAGACGACAACGGAAGAGUCCACAACAGAAGAAUCCACAACUGAAGUAACAGCUUCCGAGACGACAACGGAAGGGUCCACAACAGAAGAGUCUACUACUGAAGUCACAGCUUCCGAGACGACAACGGAAGAGUCCACAACCGAAGAGUCUACUACUGAAGUCACAGCUUCCGAGACGACAACGGAAGAGUCCACAACAGAAGAGUCUACUACUGAAGUCACAGCUUCCGAAACGACAACAGAAAAGUCCACAACAGAAGAAUCCACAACUGAAGUAACAGCUUCCGAGACGACAACCGAAGAUUCCACAACAGAAGAGUCUGCUACUGAAGUCACAGCUUCCGAAACGACAACGGAAGAGUCCACAACAGAAGAAUCCACAACUGAAGUCACAGCUUCCGAGACGACAACGGAAGAUUCCACAACAGAAGAAUCCACAACUGAAGUCACAGCUUCCGAGACGACAACGGAAGAGUCCACAACAGAAGAGUCUACUACUGCAGUCACAGCUUCCGAGACGACAACGGAAGAGUCCACAACCGAAGAGUCUACUACUGAAGUAACAGCUUCCGAGACGACAACGGAAGAUUCCACAACAGAAGAGUCUACUACUGAAGUCACAGCUUCCGAAACGACAACGGAAGAGUCCACAACAGAAGAGUCUACUACUGAAGUCACAGCUUCCGAGACAACAACGGAAGAUUCCACAACCGAAGAAUCAACUACUGAAGUCACAGCUUCCGAGACGACAACUGAAGAGUCCACAACAGAAGAAUCAACUACUGAAGUCACAGAUUCCGAGACGACAACGGAAGAAUCAACUACUGAAGUCACAGCUUCCGAAACGACAACGGAAGAGUCCACAACAGAAGAGUCUACUACUGAAGUCACAGCUUCCGAAACUACAACGGAAGAGUCCACAACAGAAGAAUCCACAACUGAAAUCACAGCAUCCGAGACGACAACGGAGGAUUCCACAACUGAAGAGUCUACAACUGAAGUUACUGUAACUGAGUCUACAACAGAGGAAUCAACGACCGAAGUGACAGAAACUGUUCCGAUAACGUUAUCUACGAUUGAAGUUACUGCAGAAGGAACGACAUUUAGUUCACUAGCUCCAGAGACAACGACAAUUCCGCCAACGUCUUCCAGUACGGAAAGAAUCCCAGUGACAGGGUCUCAAAUAGUAACAGAGAUAUCGAAAGCAUUCGAUAAAAUUUCAAGUAUUUUCGAAACGUUGGCCAAAAUAUUUGCCUCUAGCAUUAAAAAUAAUUAAAUUAAAUCGGUAAAAUUUGGCGUAGUGUAAAGAUAACUUAAUUUAUGUUGAGGCAUGUAGAUGAUUGAAUGUAAUAAAACUGUAAAAAGACAAUGGUAUAAUAAAAUAAAAUGAACAAAACCACCAAAGCAAAAGCAAACAACAA